Messenger RNA from Ochotona princeps (American pika), 1572 nucleotides. It is a transcript of the gene TRHR, whose product is annotated as thyrotropin releasing hormone receptor. The record is from RefSeq and is a predicted model, not a curated record. Gene Ontology annotation, biological process: phospholipase C-activating G protein-coupled receptor signaling pathway. Gene Ontology annotation, molecular function: thyrotropin-releasing hormone receptor activity. Bases 275 to 1471 code for a protein of 398 amino acids. The transcript is spliced from 2 exons. Gene Ontology annotation, cellular component: membrane. Lineage: Eukaryota; Metazoa; Chordata; Mammalia; Lagomorpha; Ochotonidae.
AGCUGGUUGUUACAGUUGCUCCAUCUGACAGUGGAGUUGCAAAGAAAGAAGUUUUCAGAAGUGCCCAUGAGCUCUGUUACUGUAGGGAAGCGAGGGUGAACGGAGAGGAAGUGUGAGUUGUCUGUGACUGUGACUUGAACGGAAAUGGUGACCCUGUGAGUGAAGGUGUGCCGUGACCUUUCCAGGGGGACAGAAGCACUGCAAUAAAGGCGGGCCCUGGAAAGAAGAUGUUUUGAGAAGUCAUUAUCUCAGAAGAGACUCGGAGCCACGAAAGAUGGAAAAUGAGACGGUUAGUGAACUGAAUCAAACCCAGCUUCAGCCCCAAGCUGUGGUGACCCUUGAAUACCAGGUAGUCACCAUUCUACUUGUGCUCAUUAUUUGUGGUCUGGGCAUCGUGGGCAACAUCAUGGUGGUCCUGGUGGUCGUGAGAACCAAGCACAUGAGGACCCCCACGAACUGCUACCUGGUGAGUCUGGCAGUGGCUGAUCUCACAGUCCUGGUGGCCGCAGGCCUCCCCAACAUCACUGACAGUCUCUAUGGCUCCUGGGUUUAUGGCUAUGUUGGAUGCCUCUGUAUUACUUACCUGCAGUAUUUGGGAAUUAAUGCAUCUUCUUGUUCCAUAACAGCCUUUACCAUUGAGAGAUACAUAGCCAUCUGUCACCCGAUCAAAGCCCAGUUUCUCUGCACAUUUUCCAGAGCCAAAAAGAUCAUCGUGUUUGUCUGGGCUUUCACAUCCAUUUACUGUAUGCUCUGGUUCUUCUUGCUGGAUCUCAAUAUUAGCACCUACAAAGAUACUAUCGUGGUGUCCUGUGGCUACAAGAUCUCCAGGAAUUACUACUCACCUAUUUACCUAAUGGACUUUGGUGUCUUUUACAUUGUGCCAAUGAUCCUGGCCACCGUUCUCUAUGGAUUCAUAGCUAGAAUCCUCUUCUUAAAUCCCAUUCCUUCAGAUCCUACAGAAAACUCUAAGACAUGGAAAAAUGACUCAGUGCAUCAGAACAAGAAUUUGAAUGUAAAUACCUCUAAUAGAUGUUUCAACAGCACAGUAUCCUCAAGGAAGCAGGUCACCAAGAUGCUGGCGGUUGUUGUAAUUCUGUUUGCCCUUUUAUGGAUGCCCUACAGGACACUUGUGGUUGUCAACUCAUUUCUCUCCAGCCCUUUCCAAGAAAAUUGGUUCUUGCUCUUUUGCAGAAUUUGCAUUUAUCUCAACAGUGCCAUCAACCCAGUGAUUUAUAAUCUCAUGUCCCAGAAAUUCCGUGCAGCCUUCAGAAAGCUGUGCAACUGCAAGCAGAAGCCAGCGGAGAAGCCAACUAACUAUAGCGUGGCUUUGAACUACAGCGUGGUCAAGGAGUCAGACCACUUCAGCACGGAGCUUGAGGAUAUCACUGUCACUGACACAUACCUGUCUGCCACCAAAGUGUCUUUGGAUGAUACCUGCGUGGCCUCGAAUGCAACCUUUAGUGAAGGUUGAUGGAUAAAAGGGAAGGAGAUGGACCCCAAAGGCAGCAACAGAAGAAAUGGCCAAAACGCAUCUGGGAAGAAGAGGGAACAGGGAGAAUCUGCUCUGCUAAG